AUGAACCUCAGUCGAAAUAUUUUGUCUAAAUUUAAAAAAAAGAAAAAGAAAAAAAAGGACAAUGCGUUGCUAAAUGAUGAACUGAAUAAAAUUGAGGAGAAAUGGAUCAAAGAGGAUAACGAAAUAACUGAAGAAACGGCAACGUCGGCCAAAAGAGAAGAACUUUUAGAAUUUAUUCAAAAUCAGGAUGAAUUUAAAAACAUAAAAAAGUUGUCUUCUGAUGAAAGUGAAAAAUGUGAAAAGAAGAAAAAAAUGAGAAUUAUUAAAAACGAUAAAGACCUGCUAAAAGAGUUGGAAAAACAGAUUGACGAGAAGAAAGUGCAAAAAGAAAAGCUGAACAAGGAAAACAUGAAGAGGGAAGAAAUUGAAACUCUGUAUUUGACAGAAAUUGAAAAAAAGCAACAGGAGGAAGAAAGAAAUAUCAUUUUGAGGAACAAAGAAAGUGCACUAAUAAUAAAAAAUCAAAUUCAGGAAAAUUUCCUGAGGAAGCAGGAGGAAGAGAGAAUGAAAAUAAUCGAGGGGAAACUAAUGCAAAAGCAGUUUGAAAAAAAUAAAAUCGAAGAACUGGAGAAGAAAAAACAAAAAGUGGAAGAGCAACGCGCCCUGUGCAGUUACAUCCUCGAGAGCAACAAGAAGCACAUUGAAGCCCUGAGCGAGCAGAAAAAGGAGGAGAAGAGGAAAGAUGCAGAAUUUGUCAAAUACCAGGAAGAAAAGGCAACAAGGGAAAAGGAAUAUGAAGACAAAGUUAAACGAGAAAAAGAAGAGAAAGAAAGAGAAGUCCACGAAAUACGAAUGAAGCAGAAAAAAAAUGUCGAACUACAAGCGCACUUUGACGAAAUACAAGCCUUGAAGUGGCAGAAGGAAGCCAAACGGAAGGAGGAGGAAAAAAGACUUUUGGAGGAAGAGAAAAAGAAAAAAAAAAUAGAGGAAUUAAAAGAGGCCAGAAUAGUUGCAAUGGAGCUGAAGAAGAAGAAGGAACUGGAGCUAAUAGAGGAAGGCCAAGUGGAGGCCGAAAAUUCCAAAAAAAUAUUCCAACUACAUGAAAAGGAAAAAAUGCAGAACGCAGAAAAGGAGAAAUUGAAGAAAAAAAAUUAUUAUGAGAGUUUAACCAAGCUGGUUAAUUUAAAAAAAAAAACAAACAAUAAAACGGGUAAAAAGUAGUGGAAGACAUCCAAUUGGUUAUAUAAAAACGGGGGUUCCCCCAGGGGGGCUAAUGAGCCAGUGGCACGUAACACCACCGCAGUAUUAGGAAAAACAAAAAUAAGACUAUAAAAAAAAGCACAAACAGAGCGAAUGUACCAAAUGUACAUGCGCAAAUGGGUACAACAAAAACGGCAUGUAACCCUAACAAUCGUUUUCGGCACGAGGAUUUGGCACAGUAAAAAACUUUCAGGUGUGCACACGUAAAUGCAUAUAUGUACCUGUGUGCCCCCCACCUUUUUUUGCCUACUUAAACUUCCUCUU
Messenger RNA from Plasmodium coatneyi, 1464 nucleotides. RefSeq lists its product as uncharacterized. Lineage: Eukaryota; Apicomplexa; Aconoidasida; Haemosporida; Plasmodiidae. The record is from RefSeq and is a predicted model, not a curated record. The coding region runs from base 1 to 1161 and encodes 386 amino acids. The transcript has 11 exons.